AUGGACAUGCUUUUGGCUUACAUGAACGCGAUUCAAGCACUGUAUCAUCAUCCCAGUUUGCAACAACCCAUCGAUAUUGUUUUGAUCAAAAUGGAAAUAUUAAAAAGGCAACCCUCGGAUUUGCCGCACUACAACGGAGAAAGAUCACAACUUUUGGAUUCUUUUUGCGCUUACAAUCAAAAACACAAUCCGAAAGGAGACGAUAAUCCAAAUCAUUGGGACAUGGGCUUAUACGUUUCGGGGUUGGAUUUUUUCGCUUACGAAAAUGGUAAAAGAAGCGGAGUGACAAUGGGUUUGGCAACGGUCGGAGGAGUCUGCAUGGAAAAAUAUAAUUGCGUGAUUGCCGAGCUGGGAACAACGAACGUUUUCGGAAAACCGUAUCCGUCGGCUGGUUUCACUUCCGUUUACGUUUUAGCUCACGAAAUGGGUCACAACAUAGGUAUGCAUCACGACAGUACGCACAAUAAUUGUCCUAAAGAGGGUUACAUAAUGUCUCCGUCGAGAGGAACCAACGGUGAAACAUUAUGGUCGACUUGUAGUGCAGAAGUGGCAAAGUCUAUGGGAUGGGCAAAAUGUUUAGAAGAUUCACCUCCCAAGCCUCAAAAAGGUUUAGACCACGCAAAAUAUGAAAAUUUACCCGGAGUGUAUUGGGGAGCCAAAAGACAAUGCGAAGUCCUGUUAAGAGAUAAGGAUGCCGAAAUCCACAACACAGUAAGACUUGAGACGAUUUGUGAAAAUUUGCACUGUAAAACUCCCCACAGGUCAGGGUUUUAUUUUGCGGGGCCUGCUCUUGAAGGAACUACCUGUGGAGAAAAUAAGUGGUGCCAAGGGGGAAUUUGUGUGAACAAAAAGAAAAAACCUUCACUGAAUAUUGUCAAAGGAGGAUGGAGCGAUUGGAUAACCGUCAAACAAUGUUCUUCGCAAUGUUUAGAAAAAUCAAAAGGUCAUCAAUCCCAAAGGAGGACGUGCACCAAUCCCGCACCUGUUAAUACGGACGAAGGAUGCGAUGGGCCUGGAUUUGAAGUAAUGCUCUGUAAAGACGACCAGUUAUGUAAAUCUAAACGACAACCUAUAACAGAUUAUGCAGGUACAAAGUGUCUAGAAUUUAGCAAACUAUUACCCGAACUAGAUAAAUCAGCUUCUGGCCUUCAGGCAACAUAUGAAUCAGGUCGCCUAUGGAUGUCCUGUGCAAUUUUUUGCAAAAGAAAAAACACCAAUUCUUUUUACACACCGAGAAUGGAGUUAAACGAUUUAAACAUAGAUCCAUAUUUUCCAGAUGGUACCUGGUGCCACAAUGAUGGUCAAAUAAAUUAUUAUUGUGUACAGCAUCAUUGUUUACCAGAGAAUUUUAAAUUUACUAAAGGGAUUUUUACAAGCGAUGAUGUUUCUAUUCUUCAAAAUGCUCCACCUAAACAACUACCAAAAUCGGAUGAUGUUUUAAAAUAUUUUAGCAUUGACUCAAAUAAGAAACCAUUAUUAACAACUUUAAAACCUGAAAUCAAUGUACCUUCAAAUGAUGAUGAUUGGUUCGAUAAAGAUUAUUUAGAAUUGCCUAAUACCAAAAUAUAG
Pediculus humanus corporis (human body louse) is the source of this 1569-nucleotide messenger RNA. Its product is annotated as ADAMTS-4 precursor, putative. The transcript is spliced from 10 exons. The record is from RefSeq and is a predicted model, not a curated record. Gene Ontology annotation, cellular component: extracellular matrix. Lineage: Eukaryota; Metazoa; Arthropoda; Insecta; Psocodea; Pediculidae. The coding region runs from base 1 to 1569 and encodes 522 amino acids. Gene Ontology annotation, molecular function: metalloendopeptidase activity. Gene Ontology annotation, biological process: extracellular matrix organization; proteolysis.